Molecule: messenger RNA, 2414 nt
Organism: Anguilla anguilla (European eel)
Lineage: Eukaryota; Metazoa; Chordata; Actinopteri; Anguilliformes; Anguillidae
Gene: csnk2a2b
Product: casein kinase 2, alpha prime polypeptide b
Exons: 12
Coding region: 973-2025 (350 amino acids)
Biological process (GO): regulation of chromosome separation; protein phosphorylation
Cellular component (GO): nucleus; protein kinase CK2 complex; cytosol
Molecular function (GO): ATP binding; protein serine/threonine kinase activity
Source: RefSeq, a predicted model, not a curated record
CUGAUCCCGAUCGUUUCCGGGUGUUUCUGCCGCAAUCCGGUUCCCUGCAGUACGGAGUACGGACCGGGGGGGUUCCCAAAAGAGCUCCCCGAACCUGGCCAGCAGAGCGCUUUGCUUGGUAUUUUUUAUUGCUGGUGAUCCUAACGCUUACACCAGCUCGGCGCCCUGGCGAGGGUGCAAGAUACCGCGCUUCCCAGAGGCGCGCCUUCACACAGAGCCAGCUAGCCAGAAAGCUAGCUAACUAGCUAGCUAACAACAUCGAUUUACCCCACCCCCUCCCUCCAACCGGCUGUGGUUCUUAAUAUAUCCAGUAGCUGGCUAGCUAGGAGUAAAUUGUGAAAUCAGUUUUUUAAAUAUUUAUUUUAGCUUUUCCGUUAACAUAAACCGCAACAUUGCAUUUCGUCGGGGGUACGGGGAGAGCAGUCCGACGCUGGGCCUGUCCCCGAGAGUCGUCCUGGUCGGAUCUCCAGGUUUCGGAUCAGGGACUCGCGGCCCACUGGGGGUGGGGGUUUAACGUGCGAUCUUAGCGCCCCCCGUUAUGUUACCCCAAGAUUGUAGCUGUAAUUUUUUGUAAGCAUAGGCCGCUAGCCUAAUUCGGUAUUCGUGAUUGGAACCCUACUGAACCAUUUCCUCUACUUCUACCUCAGCUUAAUUUAUCUAACGUUAUACCCCGUCGUCUCGCUGAAACUGGCUGGCCCUCUCCUCCCCCUCUCUCCCCGGCUCCUUCUCAAGCUUGGAACCCCGGUCGGCUUAGCUCUGACAAUCCGAGCGACGAGCGCGGCUCAGCGGUCACAACCUGCAGCGCACUCAGACCAUCUCCCUAAACACAAGGUAUCCACGAUCAGAAACCCGUACUCUGAAAGCGCAAAACCACGGACACCUGGGGAAGUUCGGUGUUCCGCAUUCCCACUCCGAGUGUCGAAGAACCCAGCGGUAAGCGAGUACUGCUCAGACCGAGCACCUGCCCGCGCCAUGCCCGGCCCGGCGGCCGGUAGCAAAUCCCGGGUUUACGCCGACGUGAACACUUUGAAGAGCCGGGAGUACUGGGACUAUGAAGCCCACGUGCCCAGCUGGAGUAACCAAGAGGAUUACCAGCUGGUGCGUAAACUGGGACGUGGGAAAUACAGCGAGGUGUUUGAGGCCAUCAACAUCAACAACAACGAGAAGGUGGUGGUCAAAAUCCUCAAGCCUGUCAAAAAGAAAAAGAUCAAGCGGGAGAUCAAGAUCCUGGAGAACCUGCGUGGCGGAACCAACAUCAUCCGCCUGGUGGACACCGUGAAGGACCCGGUGUCCCGAACGCCAGCGCUUGUCUUUGAAUGCAUCAAUAACACAGAUUUUAAGGAGCUGUACCAGAAGUUAACAGAUUUUGAUAUUCGUUUCUACAUGUAUGAGUUACUAAAGGCUCUGGACUACUGCCACAGCAUGGGCAUCAUGCACAGGGACGUGAAGCCGCACAACGUGAUGAUCGACCACCAACUGAGGAAGCUGCGUCUGAUAGACUGGGGCCUGGCGGAGUUCUACCACCCCGCUCAGGAGUACAACGUCAGGGUGGCGUCGCGCUACUUCAAGGGCCCGGAGCUGCUGGUGGAUUACCAGAUGUAUGACUACAGCUUGGACAUGUGGAGUCUGGGCUGUAUGCUGGCCAGUAUGAUCUUCCAGAAGGAACCUUUCUUCCAUGGCCAGGACAACUAUGACCAGCUUGUGCGGAUCGCGAAGGUUCUGGGGACAGACGAGCUCUUCGGCUACUUGCGCAAGUAUCACAUCGAACUGGACCCCCGCUUCAAGGACCUGCUGGGCCAGCAGACGCGGAAACGCUGGGAGCAGUUUGUCCAGUCGGAGAACCAGCACCUGGUCAGCCCCGAGGCUCUGGACCUGCUGGACAAGCUACUGCGAUACGACCACCAGCAGAGACUGACCGCUACAGAGGCCAUGGAGCACCCGUACUUCUAUCCAGUGCUGAAGGAGCAGUCUCACUCCAACACUGAUGGCUCUCUGCCGUCCAGUGGCUCUACCACGGCGCGAUGAGAGAGCAGGAAUACUUUUGUUACCUCAACUUUUUAAUCCCGUUUGUGGCAGAAACCUCUUCAAGUGUACAGGGACACCGGAUCAAUACACCGUUGACCAGUGGAAAACUCACACACACACACACACACACGUACGUGCAUACACACACACAUACACAAUACACACACACACACAAACUCCCUCCCUCCCUCUUUCUGUGUCAGUAUACAGUUGACUCCGCCCAGUCAGGUGUUCAGCUGCCAGACCAAUGAGCUUGAAGGUGUCUCAGUGCCCCUCCUCCCUCCUCCCACUCCCGGUUAUGUUUCAAUAUAUUUUCAAAAACAGAAUAAAACGGCCCCCCCCUUCCCAUCUUCAUGCCCCAGUACCCCCCCCCCCCCUCAUAUAAACAA